AUGGUUAAUUUGGACGAAUUAUUAGUUGGAAAAGAUCCGGAAAGAACUUGUACUUAUACGUCGGUGACAACAGCAGAAGCAGCAUUUACAAAUACUCCCAUCAAUAAGUUAAACGUAGAGUGUUUAGAAAAAAUCUUGAAGAACUUUACAAAUGAAUCCACAACAUUAUAUCAAUGUAUUUUAGUCAAUAGGUUAUGGUGUCACGUUGCAAUUCCUUUACUUUGGAGUAAUCCCUUUGAAUAUUUAAAAGUUCAAAAAUAUGAUCAUGGAUGGCAACUUAUAAGAACGUAUUUAAAUUGCCUUCCUGAUAAUGAGAAGCACAUUGUAAAUAAGUGGAUUCUUCCCUCGGAUUUACAAAAAACCUUAUUCGAUUAUCCGACUUUCCUAAAAUGUCUUGACACUUUUGGAUUCCAAGAGGCCAUGACAAAAUGGAAAAGGUAUCAUUGGAAGACAGUUUGGGAAAGACUUGGGCAUUUUGAUUUGGAUAAGGCGAUUGGAGAUAUUUUGUUCAGAAGAUGUAAUGGAUUAGAUAGCCUUUGUAUCAUCUUCUUUUCUUAUACACAAAAUAUAGCGUACUUUGAAGAACCUUCGAAUGCUUUAAAGAGACUACAAACUUGCAAAAUCAUUCAUGAUUUACAGGGAAGGUACUAUAAUUACGUUGAAAAUCGAGAACAAGUUACUUUGGUUGAAAAUUUUGCCGUGAUAACAAAAUAUGCUCAUAAUAUAAAAUAUUUAGAAAUCAUUUUACCAGUAAAUCGUACGAGAGAGACUGGUUAUCAAUUGGUGAAAUUAUUAAAAAUUCAACGUAAUCUUGAAGAAUUCGUUGUUAGAGAAUUUUGGAAUCCAGCUGAUACUUAUGCGAUAUACGACUCGCUAGUAGGUCAAAGUCAACAUCUGAGAUCACUUUCCUUUAUUCGUCUCACACAUUUUCACGAAAAAUUAGCGAUACUUUUAAAUUCUUGCCCAAAUUUAGAAAUCCUAAGAUUCUUAGAACCUGACGUUCGAUAUUAUUCUAAAAUCCCUCCUUUGAAUUGUAGGUUAAAAAAUUUUUGCGUUUGGGGUAAACCAAUGAUAUCUCAAUUCGUAGUGAUACCUGAUAUAAGUUUUAGACUUGAUAUAAUAAGGUCAAUUAUCGAAUCAAGUGCUUCAACUUUGAAGAAAUUAGCUUUAGGUACCUUCACCGAAGAAUUAUGCUUAGCGGUCAUUCAAUGCUUGAAUUUAAAUUCUUUAAUUAUUCAAGCAAAGGAAGAUAUUUCGGGCAUUUUACCUGAAUACCUUUCAAAAUCAGGUUUACAACAAUUAACGCUCUUUGGUAGGCACGAACAUUAUUUUAAUCGAGACACGAUAUUAGAAUUUUCAGAAUCUCUACCAAAAUGUUUAUUUCAGCUCGACCUUUUACUUGAAAUCCUGCCAAAGGAUUUGGAAUUUUUAUUCUUACAUUGUGAAUCCCCACUUAAAAAAAUUUCUCUAUAUCAUCAACAAAAUAUCCUUGAACAAAAUAUUCCCGAAUUCCUAACGAAUUAUAUUGAUCACCUUGAGCAUUUCAUUGAAUUAAGAUACCUUAUAGAUAAUAAGGUAUUAGGAGAAGUUUAUUUAGAACCUAUCUUGGAGGCUUUAACGGUUAUACCAAGAAUCAAAAUCGUUUUGGGCAAGAGACAUUUUUAUCCUUAUUAUUUCCAAGAUACUGGUUACUUUUAA
Molecule: messenger RNA, 1698 nt
Organism: Funneliformis mosseae
Lineage: Eukaryota; Fungi; Glomeromycota; Glomeromycetes; Glomerales; Glomeraceae
Source: the annotation of a GenBank genome assembly